CUACCUUGGCCCGGACCUACAACCUCCUGCACACCAGCUGGUCCAGCCCAAAGGACCUCAUACAGCAGGCUGAGGAAGAUGGACAGGCUGUGUGAGACACAUGCUGCUAUUCCAGCUGCCGCUGUCCUUCGGUACCUUACAGCCAUCAGGCCCCACUCCUUGCAGUGCACGUCCAGUGACACCCACGGCUCCAGCAGUGCUCACAGCCCCAGCAGCCUGUCUGCAGGGAUGGGGCAUCACCGCCUCUCUGUGCAACCUGUGCAGUACCUCACUGCACAAGACUUUUUCCUUAUAUCUGAUCUAAAUCUCCCCUCCUUUAUUUCGAAGCCAUUUCCGUUUGUGCCAUCACACACAGACGCCCCGCCCUCGGUGAAGCCGUGCCGGUUCCGCCCCGCCUCCUCCCUCUGCGCCGCGUUCCCCGCACGGCUUCCCGCAGGACCGCCCCGCGGCCCGGCCCGGCCCCGCUCCGAGGCUGAGGGGCCGGCCCCGUUCCGGACCCCCCGCCGGUCCCCAUGGCAACGCGCCGUGCCGCAGCGGGGCGCCAUGGCGGACGGUCCGCCCGCGGCCGAGGAGCGGCGGCGGCACUGCGAGAGAUAUGUGGGGCAGUUCUACGUGAGCCAUCGCCAUGGAAAGGGCAUUUGCUACUGUCCUGAUGGCUCCCACAUCCAAGGAGCAUUCUAUCUUGGCCACGUAGAAGGCUACGCGACCCAGGAAUGGAAGGAUGGCAGAACAUUUCAGGGACUGUACAAAUCUGAUGAGCGAUUUGGACCAGGGAUUGAGAGCUAUCCAGAUGGCUGUCAGGACGUUGGCUUGUGGCUUGCAAAUCAUCUCAUUAAACUGUGUACUGAAGUACCUGGUUCUUUUUCUGUCUUGGAUUAUCCGGAACAUUACAGAUAUUUUGAUGACAGUACUCCAAAGAAGUAUAUUUCUGUCAAGGAGGAUCCUUUCCUCCGUAGCUACAAACAUCUUCCUUUUGAUGACAAGGAUGUUUUCCCUGAAGGAGUUCUUGCAUAUUCUUGUAACAUGGAUCAUCUUACCUUGACUCACUCUUUCCUGGAAGAUUGUGAUGCUCAUUACUUCGAGAACGCCAAAGAGCUGCCUGAAGAAGACCCCUGGCAUGUUGCAAAUGGAACUCCUUUGCUAGUUAGGAUACAAAUGCAUGCUUAUAAGCACAGGCACUGUCAAGCAGAGUUCUCUUUAGAUAUGAAGCUCAUUCUCAGAGGAGUCCGCAGUAAUUAUGGACAUCCAGGACCCAGGGAACUUGCCUCAGAGCAGUUAAUUCAGAAGGCAGCAAGAGGAGAUUUUGAUGGAGUCUGUACAGUUCUGAGGAAUGGAUUGGCUCAUCCAGAUGUGGCUGAUAAAAAGGGAUACACUGCACUUGCUGCUGCUGCUGUUCAUUCCCACCGUGAUAUUGUGAAUCUACUUCUUGAUAGUGGGGCUGAUGUGAAUAAGUGUAGCGAUGAAGGAUUAUCUGCUCUGUCCAUGUGCUUUAUUCUCUAUUAUCCAGAAGAAUCUUUUAAGGGUAAUAUUGCUGAGAGAAGCUUGCACAGUAACCAGUGGAACGAACGAUCAGAAUCCUCAGAAGCAGUCAGUGUGGCUGAGAGCAUAACCUCAGAGCAACAGAAGAGAUGGGAAACAAUCCAACUGCUGCUUCGACGAGGUGCAGAUCCCAAUGUCUCCUGGGUCCCAUCACACCUUCUUUUCUUUGCUGUUAAAGCUGCUGAUGCAAAGGCAGUGAAACUCCUCUUAGAAAAGGGAGCCAGGACUGAUGUGCGGCUUCCAUCCAAGUUCUGGGGUUUAUCUCCUCUCCACAUAGCUGCCUCUAUUCCUGGGGAGGAAGGAGUCCAGAUAACAGAGUACCUCCUGAGUUCUGCUCUAGAUCUUGAUGCAAGGGCAGAAGAUGGAAAUGAGGUAUAUGGUCCAGAUGAGCCUCAAGACGAAGAAGCCAGCUUGUCAGGUGAUGUCACUUGGCAACUGGAAAAUGAAGCAGGGCCACCACAAGAGUACUUUUCCUCCUACAACGGUCCUGUUCCAGAAGAAGGUGGGAGGAGUGCCCUGCAUAUUGCAUGCGAAAGAGAGGGUAACAGUGAGCAUGCCAGAGAUGUUAUCCGCCUCCUUUUAACGCAUAAGGCAAAUCCAAACACAUUGUGGAGUGGCCAUUCGCCCCUUUCCUUAGCGAUUGCCAGUGGGAAUGACUUGGCAGUGGUUGAACUCCUCAAACAUGGGGCUGACCCAAAUCUGCCACUAAGUGGAGCAGUGAAAAGUGCCCUCUGUGCAGCUGUCAGUACCGCAUAUGAACACCAGAGAACAACAGCACAGAGGAUUAUUUUGGUUGAUAAACUGCUUGAAGCUGGGGCAGAUAUCCUUGCACCAGUGACUUUUCAGGAGGGAAAGAGAAAAGCUGUGGGAACUGCUGUUGACUUUGCCUAUUAUAAAUAUUAUCAGGACAGGAGAAUUGCUAAAACACCAUACCACAUGCUGACAGCAUCUGAGCAGGAAGUUGUUCAAACACGCCAGGCACUGCUAGAGCACAUUACAGCAAAGCUCCGUGAGCGUGUCAUUCUGAAAGAGAAAGAGUGGGAUCAAGAAGAGCUGAGAAGAUCCAAGAAAUUGGAUUCAGCCAUUCGUGUAUGUGCUUCAAAGAAAAAAGAGAGGAACCAUCAUGAGGAACAGGGAAGGCUGCCCAUCUUUAAAUACUGCUAUCAGUGCGGACGUUCUGUUGGUGUCCAGCUGUCACCCUGCAAACGUUGUUAUGAGGUCUUUACCUGCAGUGAGGCUUGCAGAAGGAAAUCCUGGAAUGAACGACACAGUCAUGAGUGCUCAGGAUCGCUGGAGAAAAGUACAGUUCAGACGUUUCCAUCUGCAACCACUGCAGGACACAAAAAGAACAUCAUUUGCAAAAAUGGACGAGAAGGUGAAGAAAAGAGAGGUAAAAGAAAGGGUAGGGUUACAAGUGGAGGACGAGAGACUCACCAGAAGAAUGGCUGACUUGUUUCAAGUACCACUUACUACU
This is a messenger RNA of Phasianus colchicus (ring-necked pheasant), 3013 nucleotides long. RefSeq names its product ankyrin repeat and MYND domain containing 1 (gene ANKMY1). The record is from RefSeq and is a predicted model, not a curated record. NCBI's taxonomy places the organism in Eukaryota, Metazoa, Chordata, Aves, Galliformes, Phasianidae. Gene Ontology annotation, molecular function: protein binding.